Molecule: messenger RNA, 1090 nt
Organism: Cuscuta campestris
Lineage: Eukaryota; Viridiplantae; Streptophyta; Magnoliopsida; Solanales; Convolvulaceae
Source: the annotation of a GenBank genome assembly
AAAGACUUUAAAAAAGUCAAAUAAAAAGAAAAAAAAUGGGACCUAGGGGAUAAUUAAAGACAAAUUUGUUUGACUUGAGAGUCUUACAUGUAGUAAAGAAAAUUUUCAUUUUUUAUUACUCGGUCUAAGUUGAACAUUUUUUUUAUCUUCUUCGAGUCAGCACUACUGAUUCAGCUAGUAUUAAAUUAAUUUCCGGCCACCAUGACUAACGGAAAAGAAGAAGCCAUUAACGUUACCGGCCACAUUCCGGCGUUUGAUCCGGCGGAGAAACCCCCAAGAAACAAAUAUGCCCUGGCCUGCUCUCUUUUAGCUUCACUCGCUUCCAUCUUGCUUGGCUAUGAUAUUGGGGUGAUGAGUGGAGCAGUCAUGUACAUCAAAGAUGACCUUGAGAUAACGGACGUCCAAGUGGAGAUCCUCGCCGGGAUACUGAACGUGUUCUCUCUGGUUGGUUCCGCCGCGGCCGGGAGGACCUCCGACUGGAUUGGCCGCCGGUACACCAUGGUGGUCGCCUCCGUGAUCUUCUUCGUGGGUGCCAUCCUCAUGGGUUUCGCCACCAACUACGCUUUCCUGUUGGCGGGCCGCUUCGUCGCCGGUGUCGGAGUGGGGUACGCGCUCAUGAUUGCUCCCGUUUACACCGCCGAGGGGGAUGGCGCGGCGGCAGGGGGGGCAACGCUGGCCGAGGUAACCGCGGCGGAGCUGGUGGCGGUCCAGCAAGCGGACCGGCGGCACACACGGCUCAGGCCAACGCAACGGAUGGAAGGCGUGAGCUCCAUCAACCGAAUCUACCUUCUCUCACAACCAAUCAAUGGAAUGCACUUAUGGGACUCUUAAACGAGAAGGAUUCGGGUAUGGAAAAAAAAUUUUCAGGUAUGACUAAUACUUCUUGGAUCAUUGAUAGUGGAGCCAGUCAACAUAUGACCAGUGAUAAAAAGUGUCUUGAAAAUUUGGAAGUCAUAAAACCUUGCUCAGUUGGCCUACCAAAUGGAGAUUGUGCGAUAGCCAACCAAAAGGGGAGUGUGGUUGUAGAUAAUUUGAUCACCUUAGAAAAUGUUUUGCUAGUUCCUCAACUCAACUGCAAUCUUAUAUCUGU